AUGGGAAAAAGAACAAAAACACAACUAACUAGGGAACAAGUGUACUCUGGAGAGGCAGAAGCUUCAAGUGGUGAUGACAUACCAUUAAAACCAAAAAUGGCAUCUAGAGAGAAAAUGGCUCAAAGAAAGAUUGCCCACUUUAAAUCUAGACUUCAUACGGAUUUUGGAGUACCAAAAUUCCAUGCAGCAUCUUCGAACGAAGUCAGUGAAACUUCAAAUUCCUCGUCAACGAAUGAUUUAGCAGAGGCUACACAAUUGAAGUCGUUGAAUGCUAAUUUCUUGAAGGCUAUAAACGAUUCUAUAAAUGUGAACCCUGUUGCUAAUCUUACUUCUAUCCUACAAAAAUACAUGGAUUACUACAAGAAGGUCGAAAGUGGCGAACUAGAAGUCAAAAAUGCGUCUAUUCCGGAGGUUCAUAUAAAGCCAAUAGCAGUUGACCAGACUAAUACCUUCAACUUUGGUGAUUUCGACAAGAAAGGCAAUGAACUAAAGGAACCAGAAAGCGCGCAACCGAAGAUCAACCAUGCUAUGGAUCAUAAGAACGAGAAAGUGUUAUCAGAUAAGGUCGAAGAUGUUAAAAAAAUUGAUUUAUCUGGACCAAAGUUCACCUUGAAUAAACUUCCAACAUCUGCAGACUAUGGUUUCAAGUUCGGAAAUGUUCCAAAGAAUUCGGAUGAAAGUGAUGGCAAAGAAUCGAAAACCAAGGGACCCACAUUCAAAAUCACUCCUGAACUUUCGAGGCCUGAUCCAAAUGCUGUGUUUAAAUUUUCGCCAGAUUCAAAAAAGGAAGAUGAUAACGACAAGAAGGAAGAGAAAGUUGGUUCUAGUUCUCCUUCGCUCCAAUCAAAGCCAGCUUUCAGCUUCACGAGUGCGGAAAUUAAGCAACCUGCAGGGGAAACCAAGCCAUCGGCAUCAACCACGACGCCUGGCUUUAGUUUCGCAAAGCCGGACAGCAACAAAAAUAAAGAAGAACCCAAGAAGGACGAAAAGCCUGCUGCGAAGCCUGCAUUUACCUUCGGAAGUAGUACUUCUAACAAUGGUUCCGGAUUUUCUGGUUUCAAAUUUGGAGCUGGUACUUCAUUAUCAUCUAAUACUGAUAAUGAUAAACCUUCAGCUUCUGCUUUCAAGUUUUCUGUGCCAUCGGCUGACUCUUCAAAGCCAUCGACUGGAUUUUCUUUUGGUAGCAAUUCGGCUAGCACUAAUUCCAAUCCAUUUGGAGGUAGUAAUAGCUCGUCUUUUGGAUUUAGCUUCACUCCUCCCUCUGCGGACUCAUCGCAUCCUUCUCCAGACAAUGAUACUAAAAAGCAAGAUGAGGAUAAUGUCAAGGGAAAUUUUGCUGUAGUCAAGCUGACCGAAAAAGUUGAUGUUAAAACGGGUGAGGAGGAUGAAAAGGCUAUUUUCACCAAGAGGACAAAAUUGUCAAAGUUUAACCCGGAGAAUAAAGAAAAGCCAUACGAGACAGUGGGUGUUGGUGAACUUAAAGUGCUUGUGAAUGAUAAGACAAAGAAAUCACGUAUUUUAAUCAGAUCUGACGGUAAUGGCAAUGUGUUGCUGAAUGUCCUGAUAUUGAAGGAUCUUACAUUCUCGUUAAUAGGAUCAAAGAAAAAUAUUUUAAGAAUACCAACUGUGACUUCAGAUGGAAAGAUGGAAAUGUACAUCGCGCAGGUCAAGACUGGUGAUGAUGGUAGUGCUUUGUUGAAAAAGGUGCAGGAUUGUCAGAACUGA
This is a messenger RNA of Brettanomyces bruxellensis, 1725 nucleotides long. RefSeq lists its product as uncharacterized. Gene Ontology annotation, molecular function: GTPase activator activity. Gene Ontology annotation, biological process: intracellular transport. The coding region runs from base 1 to 1725 and encodes 574 amino acids. The record is from RefSeq and is a predicted model, not a curated record. NCBI's taxonomy places the organism in Eukaryota, Fungi, Ascomycota, Pichiomycetes, Pichiales, Pichiaceae. The transcript has a single exon. Gene Ontology annotation, cellular component: cytoplasm; nuclear pore.